Arabidopsis arenosa is the source of this 7228-nucleotide messenger RNA. NCBI's taxonomy places the organism in Eukaryota, Viridiplantae, Streptophyta, Magnoliopsida, Brassicales, Brassicaceae. The record is from the annotation of a GenBank genome assembly.
GGUGGGGGCAAGGGAGGAGAAACUCGCCGGGAGAUCCCUAAACCGCAGCCUCACACAAAACCUUCGCAUCUUAUCUCCAUUGGUUGACUUCACCAUCAGAUUCUCCAUAAUUGAUCCGGACCAUGCCUCCGAGAUGUCGUUUUCUCCGCCAUAUAUUCUUCUUACUACUGUUACUCUCACCAUGGAUCAUGUCUCCUUGCGGCGGCGCUGCCGACGAUGUGACGUAUCCUAUCGUGCCAUCUAGUCCUGGCCGCAGAACGAUUUUGCAGAUUCGUCAUGAGCCCAAUACGAACUUUGAUGUUGAUCCGGCUGGGAAAGUGUUUUUAAAGCAGCAAUCACCAGCGCAGACAAUUUGGUCCUUUUCAACAGGAUCACCAAUGCAUUCGUUAUAUCAGGCUCCUCUGAGUGCUAAUAACAACACAGAAAAUGCUACUGAGAUAAGUCGUCCGCACAUAAUAGUAGAAUAUCUGAACAACUCAAAGGCGGCUUCAACGGUCGAUGGCUAUCAUAAUUGGACAGUUCAGGACUUUUUUAGGCAGAGGCCACUUGUGACGGAUGAUGGUGUGACUCUUGGGUCAGAAACAACUACUGCCUAUUUGCUUGAUGGUAGAUCAGGGAGGCUUAUUCAUGUUUACAAAUCAACCGGAGAUACUAAAAUUACUAAUGCUAUGGUGAAGCCCGCUAGCACUGAAGAUUUUGUGAAUGAACCGCUUCUUAUCAGGCGAACAGAUUCCAAACUAGAGCAUUUUAGUAAAACCACUGGAAAGCUUGUGUGGAAUUUGACGGUUUCUCACUUCAGAGCUUCUUUACUAUGUGAUCCAGUUUUCAAUUCAGGCUAUGAUCUCGGUCCUAAACUUCAAACUGGAAUUUAUAUGCCAUUGUUAUGUGGAUCACAAAUCGACAUUCGUGGCCCAGAAAUUGUUAUUAGGGUGCACCAUGAUCAGCCAAUGAAUGUGAAAAUGCUACCUUCCCCUUCCCAAAAUCACUUAGAGAGCGAAAACAGCAUCAUGCCUUUUGGAAAAGCCAGAGAAUCAAGGAAGUUACAAGAGCAACGUGGGCACAAAUAUACAUAUGUGUUUGGACAAUGGUCACCAGUAAAGUUAUUGGCCCCUUUAGUGCUUCUGGGUGUUGUUGUCUCUGUUUUCAUUAAAAAGUUUUCGUCGAGGGGCAGUGAUGUUAGUUCGAAAUCUGUACCUUCCAAAAAGAAGAAGAACCGUAAAUCAGGGAAGGAUGCAAAUAGGCAGUCAGUUCCUCGUGGCCAGGAUCAAUUCGAGCUCAUUGAAGGAGGUCAAAUGUUACUAGGCUUCAAUAACUUUCCAAGUGGUGCAACUGAUGGGCGAAAGAUCGGUAAGUUGUUUCUGUCAAGUAAAGAAAUUGCAAAGGGAAGUAACGGUACUGUGGUGUUCGAGGGUAUUUACGAAGGUCGGCCUGUAGCGGUAAAACGCAUUGUUCGAUCUCAUCAUGAGGUUGCUUUCAAGGAGAUUCAAAACCUCAUUGCAUCAGACCAACACCCAAACAUCAUUCGGUGGUAUGGUGUGGAGUAUGAUCAAGAUUUUGUAUACCUUUCUCUAGAGCGUUGCACGUGCAGUUUAGAUGAUCUAAUCAAAUCCUAUUUAGAGUUUUCUGUGACAAAAAUAUUGGGAAACAACGAUUCUACUGAAGGUGUGGCUGCUUAUAAGAUCCAACUUGAUUCUUUGGAGGGAGUUAUCAAAGGAACCAACUUUUGGAAAGUGGGGGGCCACCCGUCACCUCUCAUGCUUAAACUAAUGAGUGAUAUAGUUUGUGGGAUCGUCCACUUACACGAAUUGGGAAUAGUUCAUCGGGACUUGAAGCCACAAAAUGUGUUAAUUAGUAAAGAGAUGACUUUGAGUGCAAAACUUUCAGAUAUGGGCAUUAGCAAGCGUAUGUCCAGAGAUAUGUCAUCAUUGGGUCACCUUGCCACAGGUUCUGGUAGUUCUGGUUGGCAAGCUCCAGAGCAGCUUCUACAUGGUCGUCAAACUCGUGCAGUGGACAUGUUUAGUUUAGGUUGUCUCAUCUUUUACACGAUAACCGGUUGUAAGCAUCCAUUUGGAGAUGAUCUUGAACGAGAUGUCAAUAUUGUGAAGAACAAAGUCGACCUAUUUCUAGUAGAACACGUUCCUGAAGCUUCAGACCUCAUAUCCCGUUUGUUGAACCCAGACCCUGAUUUACGUCCUAGCGCAACCGAAGUGCUACUUCAUCCUAUGUUUUGGAACUCGGAGAUGAGACUAUCUUUCCUUCGAGAUGCUAGUGACCGAGUUGAGCUUGAAAAUAGAGAAGCUGAUUCUGAAAUCUUGAAAGCAAUGGAGAGUACAGCUCCAGUGGCUAUAGGAGGGAAAUGGGAUGAAAAGCUAGAACCUGUUUUCAUCACAAACAUCGGGCGCUACAGGCGUUACAAAUACGACAGCAUUCGUGACUUGUUACGAGUCAUCAGGAACAAACUGAAUCAUUAUCGAGAACUUCCUCCGGAAAUUCAGGAACUUGUCGGAACAGUUCCAGAAGGAUUCGACGAGUACUUUGCUGUACGGUUUCCGAAAUUGUUGAUUGAAGUCUAUAGAGUCAUCUCUCUGUACUGCAGGGAAGAAGAAGUAUUCAAAAACGAUGAUCAUAUCGUCCGUCUCAUUCUAGACCAGAAAUCAGCUUCUGGAGCUUUGGAAACUUUUCGAUGGGCAUCGACUUUUCCUGGGUUUGUCCAUUCUCGUUCUACUUAUCGUGCUCUGUUUCAUAAGCUUUGUGUUUUCCGACGUUUUGAUACUGUCUACCAACUGCUCGACGAAAUGCCUGAGUCAAUCGGUUUGCCUCCGGAUGAUGCUAUCUUCGUAACUAUCAUUAGAGGGUUUGGGCGUGCUCGGUUGACCAAACGUGUGAUUAGUGUUGUUGAUCUGGUUUCGAAAUUUGGGAUCAAACCAUCUUUGAAAGUUUUCAAUUCGAUUUUGGAUGUUUUGGUCAAGGAAGAUAUUGACAUAGCUAGAGAGUUUUUUAGAAGGAAGAUGAUGGCUAGUGGGAUUCAUGGUGAUGAGUAUACAUAUGGGAUUUUGAUGAAAGGGCUUUGCUUGACGAAUAGGAUUGGUGAUGGUUUUAAGCUCCUUCAAAUCAUGAAGACAAGCGGUGUGGCUCCAAACACUGUGGUAUAUAACACCUUGCUUCAUGCUCUUUGUAAGAAUGGGAAAGUUGGGAGAGCCAGGAGUUUAAUGAGUGAAAUGAAGGAACCAAAUGAUGUAACUUUCAACAUCUUGAUAUCUGCUUACUGCAACGAGCAGAAGUUGAUUCAGUCGAUGGUGUUGCUGGAGAAAUGUUUUAGUUUGGGUCUUGUUCCGGAUGUUGUGACGGUAACUAAGGUGAUGGAAGCGCUCUGCAAUGAAGGCCGUGUGUCUGAGGCACUCGAGGUUUUAGAGAGAGUGGAAAGCAAAGGAGGUAACGUCGAUGUUGUAGCUUGUAACACCUUGGUUAAGGGGUAUUGUGCGCUAGGGAAGAUGAGAGUUGCUCAACGCUUCUUUGAAGAGAUGGAGAGAAGGGGUUACUUGCCCAAUGUGGAAACAUACAACUUGUUAAUUGCUGGGUUUUGUGAUGUCGGAAUGUUGGAUUCAGCUCUGGACACUUUCAAUGAUAUGAAAACGGAUGCGAUUAGAUGGAACUUUGCUACAUUUAACACGUUGAUCAGAGGGCUUUCAGAAGGAGGGAGGACAGACGAUGGUUUAAAGAUAUUAGAACUGAUGCAGGACAGUGAAACCGUUCAUGGGGCCAGAAUCGAUCCGUACAACAGUGUUAUUUAUGGCUUUUACAAGGAAAACCGUAGGGAGGACGCUCUCGAAUUCCUGUUAAAGAUGGAGAAACUUUUUCCAAGGGCAGUUGACAGGAGCUUUAAGUUGAUAAGUUUAUGCGAGAAAGGCGGUAUGGAUGAUGUAAAGACGGCCUAUGAUCAGAUGAUUGGAGAAGGAGGAGUUCCUAGUGUUAUAGUAUCCCAUUGCUUGAUUCAUAGAUAUAGCCAAGAAGGCAACAUAGAAGAAACACUUGAGCUUAUUAACGACAUGGUCACCAGAGGCUAUUUGCCUCGAUCAUCAACAUUCAAUGCUGUGAUUAUCGGUUUCUGUAAGCAAGAUAAAGUCAUUAAUGGUAUCAAAUUUGUGGAGGACAUGGCUGAAAGAGGUUGUGUUCCUGAUAGAGAAAGCUACAAUCCGUUGCUCGAAGAAUUGUGCGGAAAGGGUGAUUUUCAGAAGGCUUGGUUGACAUUCUCACGAAUGGUGGAGAAGAGUAUUGUACCUGAUUCUUCUAUGUGGAGUUCACUGAUGCUUGGUGAGCUCGAACUUGAGGCCUUGAUAAUGAAUCUGCAACAAAUACAAAGAUGGCUCCAAGCUGGCAAGCAGAGAGAGCAAGAUGGUUCUUUUGCUUCUUUUGAAAACAGAGAUAUGUCGUGUUCAUCCUCAUCUGGAUCAGAGGAAGACGAUGAGGGUUUCGAUGCUUACCGUAAAGGUGGAUAUCACGCCGUUAGAAUCGGAGACCAGUUUGCCGGUGGCCGUUACAUUGCUCAGAGAAAGCUUGGUUGGGGCCAAUUCUCCACCGUUUGGCUUGCCUAUGAUACUCGCACUUCUAAUUAUGUUGCUUUGAAGAUUCAGAAGAGCGCCUUACAGUUUGCUCAAGCUGCACUUCAUGAAAUCGAACUUCUUCAAGCUGCUGCUGAUGGGGAUCCUGCAAAUACCAAGUGCGUUAUUCGUCUUAUUGAUGACUUCAAGCACGCAGGUCCCAAUGGGCAGCAUUUAUGCAUGGUGCUCGAGUUUCUUGGCGAUAGCUUGCUGCGUUUGAUAAAAUAUAACCGUUAUAAAGGGAUGGAAUUGAGUAAAGUGCGGGAGAUAUGCAAAUGUAUACUGACGGGUCUAGAUUAUUUGCAUCGUGAACUCGGUAUGAUUCACUCCGACUUAAAACCCGAAAACAUUCUUCUUUGUUCCACCAUUGACCCUGCCAAGGAUCCCAUCAGAUCUGGACUAACACCAAUACUAGAAAAGCCUGAGGGGAACCAAAACGGUACAUCAACAAUGAAUCUGAUUGAGAAGAAGUUGAAGAGGCGAGCAAAAAAGGCGGCUGCUAAAAUAUCAGGACGAAGAGUUUCGAUAGUAGGUUUAAGUGAAACACCGAAAAAGAACAAGAGAAAUUUGGAUGGUAUUGAUAUGAGAUGCAAAGUUGUCGACUUUGGGAACGGAUGUUGGGCUGAUAAGAAAUUUGCAGAAGAGAUACAAACAAGACAGUACAGAGCUCCUGAAGUAAUACUUCAGUCAGGUUACUCUUACUCUGUUGAUAUGUGGUCUUUCGCUUGUACUGCUUUUGAGCUUGCUACAGGCGAUAUGCUUUUCGCUCCAAAAGAGGGAAAUGGUUACGGAGAAGACGAGGACCACCUUGCUCUUAUGAUGGAACUCUUAGGAAAAAUGCCUCGAAAGAUUGCCAUUGGAGGUGCGAGAUCAAAGGAUUACUUUGACAGACACGGCGACUUGAAGAGGAUCCGGAGAUUAAAAUACUGGCCACUCGACCGUUUACUGAUUGAUAAAUACAAGCUUCCAGAAGCAGAAGCACGGGAAUUUGCUGAAUUUCUCUGCCCGAUUAUGGAUUUUGCACCUGAGAAACGACCAACUGCUCAACAAUGUCUGCAACAUCCAUGGUUGAAUCUCAGGACACAGAACAAUGAAGAUCAAAUAGAAGGUCAAAUGAGUAACAUGCAGAUCAAAGAUACAAGCGUCCAUGGUGGAUUCUCUGUUCCGAGAAAACUUGCCAUUGAAUGUUUCCCUCCGCUGGAUAUGUCUCAGCCUCUACCGGCACAAGAACUUCUUACUAUAGAUCUCCAUGGGAAUCAAUGGAGAUUCAAACACAGCUACAAAGGUACACCGCGAAGACAUUUGUUAACAUCAGGUUGGAAUGCAUUCACAACAUCAAAAAAAUUGGUUGCAGGAAAUGUUAUUGUAUUCCUUAGGGGAGAGACUGGAGAGUUACGAGUUGGUAUCAGACGAGCGGGACAUCAACAAAAGAACAUACAUUCAUCACUAAUAUCAAUAGAUAGUAUGAGACAUGGAGUAAUUGCUUCCGCAGUGCAUGCUUUUAAUAACCAAUGUAUGUUCAUUGUGGUUUACAAGCCAAGGUCAAGUCAAUUUAUUGUCAGUUACAACAAAUUCGUAGACGCUGUGAACAAUAAGUUCAAUGUCGGUUCAAGAUUUACAAUGCGGUUUGAGGGUGAAGAUUUCUCUGAAAGAAGAUAUUCUGGGACAAUUAUUGGAGUUAAUGAUUUCUCCCCUCAUUGGAUGGACUCAGAAUGGCGAAGCUUAGAAGUGAAGUGGGAUGAAUUUGCAUCAUUUCCAAGACCUGAUAAAGUUUCACCAUGGGAUAUCGAACAUUUAACGCCUUCGUUAAAUGUUCUCCGGCCAUCUUUGCUCAAGAACAAGCGUUCCCGAGAAGUUAAUGAAAUCGGUUCAACAUCAUCACAUCUCUUGCAUCCUAUAUUGACACAAGGUCAAGAAAUUGGAGAACCAAGCAUGACCUCCCCGAUGAAUGUUUUUCUUAGUUAUUGCGAUGAAAUUGAAGAUGAUGAGACUCCUUCUAGGAUGCUAAUGAGCUAUCAUGUCCCAACAAUGCCCAAGCUAAAUUACAAUAACGAUCAAAUGGUUACACCAAUAGAAGAAAAUAUAACAACCAAUGCAAACGCUAGUUUUAGACUGUUUGGAGUCUCUCUUGCCACUUCUUCAGUGAUUAAAGAUCUCAUUGAACCAAUGGAAUCAUAUCCAAAAUCUGAGAUUUCUAAACUUUCUCAAGAGAAAAAGCUUGGUCUAGGCCAAACUAUACCAUCUCCAAGAGAAAUCCAAAGCAAGCAGUUCAGUUCUACUAGGAGUUGUACCAAAGUUCAAAUGCAAGGUGUACCAGUAGGAAGAGCUCUCGAUUUAAAUGUUCUUAAUGGAUAUGAUCACCUAAUAAUAGAAUUGGAGAAACUCUUUGAUCUCAACGGUCAGUUGCAAACCCGCAACCAAUGGAAAAUAGCUUUCAAAGACAAUGAAGGAAAUGAGAAGCUUGUUGGAGACAAUCCAUGGCCGUAAGUUUCCUUUCUCUUUCUAUUCAUCGAAGAUUAGUUAAAAUCUUGAGAGAUAAUAUUUCAUUUUGGAUGUUGUGUGCAUGUAGUGAAUUUUGCAGCAUGGUGAAGAAGAUAUUCAUAUAUCCAAAAUAGAAGGUCAAAAACUUA